AUGACGCUUCCUGCUCGCCCUCGAAUUGCUGAGCGUCCGGCGCCAAUCAUGCCAGUGAUAGGAGUUAACAACUCGUAAUCAAACUAAGCAGCACAUAAACAAAAAACAAUCUUACGAGUUUAUUUUUGUUGCUGGCAGGGAAGUCGGUGGUCUGCCAUUCUCCUGUCAUUGGGUAAAGAACUUGUUUGCGAAUGUUGAAGCUGAGUGAGGCUCGCCCUGUAUAAAACUCGAGUGAGCAGGGGAGAAGUGCAGGCAGAAGAUCCAAGGUAACUUCUUUAAACUGAGGUCUUCAGCUUUCAUCAAUACACCAUGAGUGACAGCGACAGCCAGUUUCACAGCGUGCAGGUGGGAGAUUCAACAUUCACGGUGCUGAAACGCUACCAGCAGUUGCGGGCAAUAGGGUCUGGAGCUCAGGGGAUAGUCUGUUCUGCACUUGAUACAGUACUUGGUUUACCUGUUGCUGUCAAAAAGUUGAGUCGUCCUUUUCAGAAUCAAACCCAUGCAAAGAGGGCUUAUAGAGAACUUGUUCUUCUAAAAUGUGUCAACCAUAAAAAUAUUAUUAGAUUGCUAAAUGUUUUCACACCACAGAAGUCGCUUGAAGAAUUCCAGGAUUUGUAUUUAGUUAUGGAACUGAUGGAUGCCAGCUUGUGUCAGGUUAUCCAUAUGGAUUUAGAUCACGAGAGAAUGUCCUAUCUUCUUUAUCAGAUCUUGUGUGGUAUCAGACACCUCCAUUCAGCUGGCAUCAUACACAGAGAUUUGAAGCCGAGUAACAUUGUAGUAAAAUCAGAUUGCACUUUGAAAAUCCUCGAUUUUGGCCUUGCAAGAACAGCAUGCACAAAUUUUAUGAUGACCCCCUAUGUAGUAACAAGAUAUUACAGAGCGCCAGAAGUCAUCCUUGGUAUGAAGUACAAGGAAAACGUUGAUAUCUGGUCAGUGGGUUGCAUCAUGGGUGAAAUGGUUAAAGGCUGUGUGAUAUUUCAAGGCACUGAUCAUAUUGAUCAGUGGAAUAAAGUAAUCGAGGUGCUAGGCACGCCUUCGUUAGAGUUCAUGAACAGACUGAUGGAAACGGUCCGGAAUUACGUGAUGAACAAACCGCAGUAUCCAGGAGUUCACUUUGAAGAACUCUUCCCUGACUGGGCCUUCCCGUCCGAUUCAGAGCAUGAUAAACUGAAAACAAGCCAAGCAAGAGAUCUAUUAUCCAAAAUGCUAGUAAUAGACCCGGAAAAGAGAGUUUCUGUGCAAGAAGCAUUAAGCCAUCCGUACAUACACGUCUGGUAUGAUCCUGCAGAAGCUGAUGCUCCUCCUCCACAGAUUUCUGAUAAGCAGUUGGAAGAGAGAGAACACAGCAUAGAGCAAUGGAAAGAACUUAUCUACAAAGAAGUUAUGGACUGGGAGGAAAGAAACAAGAAUGGGGUUGCUAAAGAAGAGACAUCCGAUGCAGCAGUGAACAGCAGUGCCACCGCUUCCCAGUCCUCUUCCAUCAAUGACAUCUCGUCCAUGUCGACAGAGCAGACACUGGCCUCAGACACCGACAGCAGCAGCAUCGACGCCCUGACUGGGAACCUGGAGGAAUGCCAGUGACCCCCCCCCCCCCCCCCCCGCAAAGAGACACUGCUUGACACAGGGGUACAAAACAAAACUAAAGCUCUUGCUUCAGUGUUGGACCUAAAUGUUCACUUGUGGAAACUAAGCUGAACCAUAUUGUGUAUGUACUAUGUUUGCUGUGUAUGAAAAUGUAGUAGAACAGUUAUGCUUGUCAGUUUGGGGCUUGGCAAACUUGGCAAACUGCUUUUGCAGUUAAAGCUUUUUUUUAUUAUUUACUUCAUUUAUAAAUAUGAAAUGUGCUACCAAGCCAUCAAUUGAGAAGUAUAUGUUCUAUUUUAAGUGAGAUAUGUCUCUGUGCAUGUUGUACAAAAGAGAUGCCUAUGCUUUACUUAAUUACAUUAAAAUUGCCUUCAGUUUCAUUUAGAUUGUAACAAUAGUACAGUACACACUCAGCACUUGACUUCAUGUUAAAACUGUGGGAGGGUGGGGAGGUUUAUCUUUUGCUGUAUUCUUUGUGACGUUUGUAUGUGUUAAAUACACACAUAUACAAAUAUAGACAUGACAUUUACGAAUCAAAUAAUUUAUUUUAAAAACAUUUUUUUUUAAUUGAAUAUUGCAGGGUUUGGCUUAUCACAAGUAAGUUGUCAAUCAUGCAAGUAAACACAUUUUUUGUUUUUUUUGUUGCUGUCGAUGAAUAGCAUCUUUGUAUAAUACACGUGUUUCUUUAAAUCAUUCCACGAGGAAAUGAAUGGGAGGGGUGUAACAUUUUACAUACAUUGGAAUGUAUUAAAUUGUGCAGGAGGUGUGCACUUUACAGUUUAAAAAAGUAAAACUAUAUUGUUGUAUAAAUGCAUGUUUUUAAACAAAUAACUGGGCUUCAAAGACAGAAAACACAUAUUUUACUUUUGAACUGAUCUGGGAAUCGAGAUUCAAGUUGUAUUCAGACUACAAGCAAUCUCAGAAUAGAGAUUCUAGCUGUGUUCAGACUAGAAGCAAUGUCAGAGCAGUCCCCCAGACAACUUCUAUGAGACCGGUCUCAGAUCCGUUCUGUUCACACACACUUUAGUUAAUCAAUCUGAGGGGGCUGUUUCUUGUCAGAAUCAUCCUAAAUGAGACACUGCAUUAUGGUGACAUUUUUUAGAUGUUGGUAGAUCUUCCCCAAGUAAAAAACAUUCUGAAUUCUCGAAUUGUGAAAAAACAAGAGCGCACGUUAUACAAAUCCAAAGAUAUCUUUGAACAGUACCAGGCGGGAACUUCAGGAAAGUUAACACGCACAUGCAUUGUGAUCAUGCAAAAUGUGUACUUAGCUAUUUAAAUAGGCAUUUCUUCUCUAAGAAAGAGGAGGAAAGAUGAGGAACAAUUGGACUUAUUUCAUGGUCUAAAGAGCAGAUCUUGUUUAGAUUUAAAUAAUUAAAGAAGAAUGCAAAAGCAGCUUUCAUUUUUUCUGCUGGAUGUGAGUGCAGCUGUGCUGGGCAGACACUUCCUGAGGAUAUGCAGCCCUUUGGACCUGUCUGCUACUGUGCCAAACCUUGACAUUUCACAUACUCCAAAUAACCCUUCUCUUACCACCACGUUUCUGUAACUCUGUUGAAGAUCUGUCAAUAAAAUAUUGAGUAUUUUCUAAUCUCUUACCUUUACCACAUUCAGUCGUUAUACAUAUCCACUCAUGAAUGGGGGCAUUUGUGUGUUUUGAUUACUUUGAACCUAUGCAAAAAGCACAAAAUGAAGCUUUACCGUUCCAGAGCUUUAGUUUGUCCCUUGUGUUGCCACCGAUAACGGCAGUUCUCCAGCCCAGACCAUGAGGUCCUUGAAGGGACUUGAGAGAAAACCAGGAAGUUCAUGUUCCUGCUUUAGGUGAUUGGGGGUAAAACUAGAGGGUGCAGCGUAAAUCUCCUGAACCUUUGCCAGUGCUUCACAGUUUAUAAAUUCAGUUUCAUCAUUCACAUGUCAAGAUGUAAGACAGGAACUACGGCAUUGAUAAGAGAUUAUGAAAUAUAUUAACUGAGAUGAAAUGCUUACAAUUGUAGAUAAAUGAAGCAAAGAACUUGCUAAUCAUUUUUUUUUCUUCUAUCACAUUUGCAAAUUUGGAAAUCCUUUCCUGUCUGAUGUGAGGGGUUUUUUUUUUCGCAGGAAAACUUAUUUUCUUUAGUUUUACUUCUUAUAUAUGGUUUAUCUUUGUAACAGUAGCUUUCUUCUUAUUUAUUUAUUUUUUUUAAUGGAUUAUAAUCUUUCUGUGGCCUUAUCUGGUCAAAAAGUGCUUCUUUAUCACUUAACAAAAAUAACUUUUGCCAUUUGCUAUUCAGCUCAUUUCACUCUCUAUCAAUGAAAAACCAAACCCUGUUGAGGACGGAAGUCCUUGAUUUUAAAAUGAUAUAUGUAUGUAUGUGUGUGUGUGAUUGUCAAUCAAUGUAGGGAUUUUAUAGAACUUGCUGGAUCAUUGUUGAGAACAUUAAACCUUACAUUAUGAAUCUUGCCUUAAUGAGUAACAUACAAUCCUGUAAAUCUGCACUUGAACUUAAACGCCUCAUAUCAUUUAGUGGAACUCAGUCCUGCAAGUCCAUAUACAGUCAGUGUCAAUUGAAAACGAUUAAGAACAGUUGAAUGAAGAAUGUUUUCUUUACCAUCAGUCCUCUUAAGUUUCCUCAGGUUCCCAAUUUAACAUUUUGCACAUCGAGUACCAGCACUUCAUUGAUGCAAACAUAACCAGGGAAAUCAGUAAUCUAAGCAUGCAAGGAACAUUUCUAAAGGAGACUGACCAUGUCUUAUCAGUUUUAACAACAACAGAUAUAUGUUUUUUAAUCUCCAAAGGGCUUAUUGUAUAUAUUGGGAUAAGGAAUGCAAUGCGAGGGAGUCAAAGGCACAUCUACCAUUGGAUCACUUCCAAAGUCUGUUGCAAUUUAUUCCUACUCCCUCUCUGUUGGUUUAGAGUUAGUAACUGAGAAUGCAUGAAUAGGCUUUUGGAAUAGUUUGAAAAAAAAAUGAAAAUGCUAUGGUUAUGAUUCAAGACCUGGCAUUUUAUGCAGUUCUGUACAUCUAGAUAAAAUCAUAUAUGAUAUUUAAUACAAGCAAGAGGUUCUGUUUGUGGAAUGAAGUAAAGCUGAUGCAAAAUGCAUUUGUUCAUGCAGUUUACAUUUCAAGUUUAAUCACCUCCAAUCAUGGAGCAUAUAUAUAUAUAUAAUUUUAUUUUUUUAUUUAGUAGUCGCCAAUUGUUUUUUUAUCAUUCUCUCCCAAUUUAGAAUAGCUCAUUAUUUUUGGGCUCAGCUCACCGCUACCACCCCCACACUGACUCGGGAGCGGCGAAGACAAACACGCUGUCCUCUGAAGCAUGUGCCAUCAGCCAACCGCUUCUUUUCACACUGCAGACCCACCAUGCAACCACCUCAGAGCUACAGUGUCGGAGGACAACGCAGCUCUGGGCAGCUUACAAGCAAGCCCACAGGUGGUCGGCCAGACUACAGGGGUCGCUGGUGUGAAAUAUGUCGAGGACACCUUGGCCAACCUAAGCCCCCACCCCCUGGCGCUCGGCCAAUUGUGCGACACCCCCUGAGAGCUUCCAUCCACGGUCGGCAGUGGAAUAGCCUGGACUCGAACCGGCAACAUCCAGGCUAUAGGGCGUAUCCUGCCCUCCACGCGGAGCGCCUUUACUGGAUGCGCCACGCGGGAGCCCCUGCAGCAUGAUUUAAUAUGUAACUGAAUACAGACUUUUGUUUCUGUAGGCCAACUGAAGGAUACUGCGUGGGGGGCUAUCUCGUUGAAACUUUGCCCAGACAUCCUUAAAGAUUCAUGUCUAUGCUGCUGACUUUCACAGGAAAUGCAUGCUAAUCUCACACCCUUGAACAAACAAGUCUGUGCAAGACUAUGUGGGGCCAUUUCACAAACUCCCAGGGAUCAGGCACAUGCCCAGAUCACAGAACUGCUUUGAAAAGCUGGUGAACUCUGGGAAUCGUCAGCUGCGUUUCCACUGAUCAAACCUAGCUCCGAUAUGACUUGCUUAAGUAAAAACAAAAAUGCAUUAUAUUCAUACUCUCUGUAAUCACCCUUGUUUUAUGUUCUCCUUUUACUCUUAAAUAAUAUUUGUUGUCAUAUUGGAUGUCGCUUAAGCAGAAUGUUUUACAAAUCAUCAAGAGACCUGUUAAUAAAAAACGCAAUCGAUAAUGGUUAGUAAAACAUUCUGCAGGUUGAGUGAGCUGAAACCAUGAAAAGGCAUCAUAGGGCAAUUUCACAUUUAGAGGAAGAUUAACAAAGGAUUUGAUACAUUUCUCCCAUUAGCAUAUCAGACUUUAUUAUAACUUUUACUGUGAUGAUACCUGAUUACUCCAGCUUUACUUAUUAUUAAGACCACACAUCAGCACCUCACGCUUUCUGUGGUGCACAUGGCAUAAUACAGUGUACCUCCUAACCAGAAUAUCUAUAGUGUGCUGGCAGUCAAUAUUAUACAGAAAAAUGACAGGGAAUUGGUACACAGAUGAGAGGCAAGAGACAGUUUUAAAGGUAUGUUUAUUAUCCAUUUUAAUUUUCUUUUUUGGAUGGCUUUACAAACAGAUUGUCAUUCCAAUUGUAGUAGAAAUGAUUCCUGAAGAAGAGCAUAUCUGAGCAUGGUGUUGAACACUGGAAACAAAGCUUUAAUGUGUUUGUUGGCGGUUUUGAGCAAGAAUUAGACUAAGUAGCUGUUUUUCAAGUAUUGCUUAUAUAUAUACAGUAUGUAUGCGAUUGCAAAAAUGUUGAUUGCAAAUACACAGCUACCAACCUUAUUUAUCCAAGUCAUUGACUCCAGGGUGAAAGUAGCAUAUUUUUGUGGAAGCAAAAUACACUAGUAUUGUAACAAAAUAAUUUAGAAACAACUUAGGUGGAUUUCGCUUUCCAAGCAGUUUUGUCUAGUUUUGAAACUAGACAAAAUUCCACACUGGAAUUAGCUUUGAUACAUUGAGACUUAUUUAUCUUGUGAAUUAUGAAUGUGAUUUAAGGUCAUUCUUGGCUUGUUUAUCUUUAUAUGGUAAACUUUAAAUGUAGCCAGACUAAACAUUUUCUACACUUUAAAACUAAUGCCUGAAAUUGCAGCAAAUAUUACGAAAUGUUGCUAGCCUGUAUUUGAUAACUCUAGCUUCCUGUUUCUGACAUGCUGUCUCUCCUAAUUGCAACACUCCCCCUUGUGGUGUAUUUGGGAAGCUUUGGUCUGCUUUACUGUGUAUGCUACCCAUUUGUGUCCUGCUAGUUUUGUAGGAAAUUGUCCUCACAUUUCCAUGGUUGAUUAUAUUGUAAUUGUCCAUAGCUUCUGCAGUGUCAUCAGUUUGGUGCCUAGUUAUAAUGUGCAGUUGGAAAAAUGUGCUUGCCCUGCACCUAAUACUGGUGUAUUAUUAAAAUGAUCAAGCCAGCACUGAGCAAUACGAUCACUGCCAGAUCUGCUCUAAACUGGAUAAGGUGAACCUUUUCCAGAAUUUAAUUGCUUAAAGAUGCACAGACUCAUGUGGUACGUAUUACUGUCUAUAGCAGAUUUAGCAAGAAGUAGAUUUCUCAGACUGAUAACACUGCAAACACAGCAGUAAAAAAACAACAAAAAGCGAAAACAACUGGGGGCAGCAGGAGUGGAUUGUCCAUCCCGGGCCAAUCCCCUAUCCCGCCUUCUUGACAUCCACCUGAAGUGCUCUUGAAGCACAUGCUUAAUAAUUCACUCUUCACACUUUGUGAUUGUGAACCCCUUGAUAAACCGGUGGAAGGUAUGUCAUGUUUUUAGAACUGUUGCUGAACUGCCUGCCAGUAGAUCCAGCUACAGUACGAACCCCCUGUGAGCCCUAACGAAUCACAGCUUCACUUAUGACCUUCCUCAAAUCUGUUUAUGAUGGAUUUCCCUUUACAGUGUUAUUGAUCAUUAAAACGGGAUCGACCUUUUAUUCAAUAUACACCUUUGUUAGGGACUAUAGUGAUACUGCAUGUUCUGAUGGAGCAUUUUGAAUUAAAAACAUCCUGUCUUUACCUACGAAAAAUACUAUGAACACUAUUUAAACCACUCUAUUUUGUCUAAUUUAAAUAUUUGUGGAUAUGCAAAUAAUAUACUUAAAUAUCAGUCUGCACAAAAAUGGCUGCCAACGUAUUUAGCUAAUUGUUAUUUAUCUUUAUAUGCCCAGUUGGUUACCUGUCAUUUAAACGGACCAAUCGUGUCAACUGUAUAAACAAUUUAUUGUGUGUGAA
Acipenser ruthenus (sterlet) is the source of this 7731-nucleotide messenger RNA. RefSeq names its product mitogen-activated protein kinase 9 (gene mapk9). The coding region runs from base 310 to 1581 and encodes 423 amino acids. Gene Ontology annotation, biological process: protein phosphorylation; JNK cascade. The transcript is spliced from 12 exons. Gene Ontology annotation, molecular function: JUN kinase activity; ATP binding. Gene Ontology annotation, cellular component: cytoplasm; nucleus. The record is from RefSeq and is a predicted model, not a curated record. NCBI's taxonomy places the organism in Eukaryota, Metazoa, Chordata, Actinopteri, Acipenseriformes, Acipenseridae.